Leptidea sinapis is the source of this 4962-nucleotide messenger RNA. RefSeq lists its product as uncharacterized. The record is from RefSeq and is a predicted model, not a curated record. NCBI's taxonomy places the organism in Eukaryota, Metazoa, Arthropoda, Insecta, Lepidoptera, Pieridae. The transcript is spliced from 10 exons. Bases 192 to 2342 code for a protein of 716 amino acids.
GUGUUAUCCAAAAUAAAUAAUAAUUUCAUCAGCUUCAAAGUUCAAAAUAUGUAUACCUAGAUAAGUAUCUAGGUAUACAUACUAUCUAAGUAGAUAGUAGAUACUUGCACUUUACCACUGCAACUGUGAUUUUAGCUAAGCGCAACGAAAUAAAAAUAUUCCAUUUACUCAUACCAAAUAGAUUCUAAAGGAUGUCUUCCAACACCGAUCAGGAGAGUACCAGCACAGAUCAAUUAGUGGAUGAUAAAUUAAUUAAUUUGACGCCAGUGGAUAUACAACAAGAGUAUUUUGAAAAUUUAGAUAGUUGCGACUGGGUUAAGUAUGAGCUUCAUAAUAAAGGACAUUUAAUAAAAAACAUAGCAUUUGCAUUGUUUGGAGCACCAAGUGACACAGAAGAUUUGUUACUAAUAUCUAAUGAUGAGGAAGAAAAUAACUUGGCAGGGUAUACAUCCAGACAAAAGGAGCAAGUUAUGAAUGUGUACGAGCAGAUCUAUGAUCAAAGAAAAUAUUCAAAGAAUAAUGAGGAUAUUGUCAUGUCAAUAUUACUGAUAGUCUGUGUGAGGCCUAAACCACUACCAUUUUACAAAUUAUCACCCUCAGAUUAUUGGGUAGACUUACACAAGAGAAAUGAUGUUGAUAUUUGGUGUACAGCUGUUUUUCGAGUGAGAAAAUGUACUCCAACAACAAGUGACGCCACAUGUUGUAAAGUGUUCAUUGAUGAUAAUGCGAGAGUGUAUCAAGAUUGGCAGUCAUUCUUGACAAAUAAUACUUUUCCGAAAUGUGUAAUAGUUGCACCUGAGAAUGGUGAAUAUAAAGGAAUGCUAGUUGAGGGAACUGAAGAGUUUGUUGUGAAACUUACUGUGAGCCCGUCUGCUUCUUUAGGCCUAUCAGCUGUAGUGCUAAGCUCAGCAGACACAAUGAGUACUAUGGCUUCGAUUGGAGCUCUUGGGGUGCUCGGUGCCUCUGUAUUCACCCCAGUAGGCCCCAUAUUGUUAGGUGGAGCUGCAGUUGCAACAGUUGGUAGUGCAGUAUAUGGUAUUGUACGUUCUUCAAUGCAUCUUCAUGAUCGUCGAAUUCAUAAACAGAGUAUAAGUCCGUUGAAGGCUGAAGCACGUGGUAGUUGGUUGAACAUAGCAGGUUCCAGUAUCGGUCUCGGUGCGGGUGCUGCUUCCAGUCUUCUAGCUAAGUCUGCUGCUGCAGGCACUAACCUAACUACGGUUGGCAAAGCUCUUACGGCGUCUGUUGAAAUUCUACGACAUGCAAACCUGUUAACUGGAAGCAUGGGUGUUAUUAAUAGUAUUGUACACUUCGCUACAAAUUACAAUAAACAUGGCGAGAAACCCACGAAACUUGAGCUGCUCCAGUUCUCAACGGCCACUUUAUUCUUCUUUCAAGCUGCGAUUUUGAAUCGGACAGCACAAAACAUUAUCGAAGAUGCACAAACGAAAACCAUAAACGAGUAUCGGGCUUCGCUUAGGAGCAACAGACACAGGAAAAUAUUUGACAAACUAAGCGCUGAAUCUCGACGAGUACAAGGCUCGAUACAGGGCAAUACUGAAGUUAUAAAGGGUAUAAAAAUAAUCAGUAACAAGGAUCAGUUCUUCAGCAGUGUUCUGAGAAUCAACAAAGACGUGAACGAGCAUAAGUUGAGAAUAUCUAUGACAUCUGACGGUCGGGUCAAUUUAAACCAAGCGUACAAAAUUGAUCCCGCGGAUUUGACUACCUUGAGUAAGGAAGGUAGAGCCGAGCUUUUCUCGACUGUUCCAUCGUCUCCAGUUAAUGCGCCAAAUGUCCCGACUAAACUAACUCCUCAGGCAGCAGGUAACAUUUACAACGCAGAGGAAGAGAACAAGAGAGGGGACAAUAUAUUUGUAGGAAUACGUCCAGAAGAGGUUUUGAGGAUCGGCUUGCAUUUGGUACGUGUUAGUGCGUCGGGGGCUAAGUCUGUGGCGUCCCUCUUGGAAGAUCUCAGUCAAGAAGCCCACGCAAAUGUCAUGACGGUCGUGCUUAAUUUAAUCUCAAAGUUAAUACCGGAAGAAAUAGCGAAAUUGAGGCUUCUUAGUCCUGAUGAAGAUCUUAUAACACAAGUGGUUAAAUUUAUGUUACAUUAUUUAAAAAAUAAAAGGCCUUUUGGAUCGCCGUGUGCACAUAAUGAUAACAGCCUAGUGAUUGUGUUAGCGGAGUUCUUUCAAGACGGUUUGGUAAAACAGGAGACAAUACUGAUAUUGAAGGACCGUUUGCUACGUUGGAUAGAUUCGGAAUUAGAACGAUAUAGAAAAUGUUUUCCAAACAAGGAAAUAAUGAUAUGUGAGGCGUGCAACGGGCUGCGUUACAAAUACUGAUCAUGUACUAAUGUCAAAUACUAGAUGCCUGCGGGCCAAUUAUAUGUGUGAAAUGAAUUUGAAUAUAUUUUCACAUUUGAGAAUGUGUGAAACUUAAAUAUUAUAUAUCUGCCAUCACAAAACAUUAUAGAAUACUAAAUUAGACGCUCUUUGAAGACACUUUCGCGCUAAUUGUUGGUACAGCUUGGACUUACAACACAGACAUUAUUUCGUACUAAAUGUGUUAAUAAGUUCCGACGGAGAUCCACCUCCGGACUAGCCACACACAUAGUAGCCGUGACGUGCCGAACUUUGCGGCAUUAAAUUUUAAAUCUCAGUUAUAGUAGUCAAAAUAAAAACUAGAUCAUCGGAGGGGAUCGUCACCUACCAACAAAUAUUUCGCGUGCUGAUCCGUUGCUGUCUUCUAAUUAAGAACUGUUUCCGGUCUCUGUUCUAAUCCCAAGCUAGGGAAUUUCACUACACGGACAUGCCCACAGGCAAGUUUACAGACAUGCUCGACGGGCGUCGCUACUAUAGGUCAGUGCAAUGUUUACUAGCGUAGGGCCGUUGCAGUAAGUCUGGCAGAUAUGACUGUUGCACGUCCGUGCGAACUCGUUUUGUCUGUGGAGGCACGGACAUGUCUGUACGUAUGUGGUAUAACAUUACUGAUCUGAACAAACAUAACUGAUGAUGAUGGUGAACAUAUGGCGACUGACAUACCCGGCCCAACUGCUCGUAGGCAUGUCCGUGCAGUGACUGCCUCGCUUUAACGACCCUUGCUACACCAAAGACGAUAUUCAUAUUAUAAAUUAUUAAGACGCUGUCACUAUUUAGUAUUAAUAUAGUCGCAGGCACCGAGUUUUGAUAUUAGGAUCUAUACACCUGUUACAAAAGUUGAAUCAUAAAUAGAUCUGUAAAAUCACAGACAUAUCAUUAUAUUUUUAUUAUAAUAAUAAUCGAUAUUUUUAUGAAAUUUUUACAAAUAUUGAAGAAUAUUCGUAAAAAUAUUUAUUUAUCAGGCUUUUAUAAAUGCUGUUUUUUUUAUAAAUUAUCAUCUUAAAGUUACUUAUUAUUUAGAUGAUAUUGGCGAUUUAGUAACAUGGGCCUUUGUAUACGUUUAAUAUUGCCUUUUAUUAGAUAAUAGUUUACUAAAAAUAGUUACGCACUAUUUUAAAAAUAGUGCACAUGAGUUGAACUCAUUGUGAUUGCGCGUACUUCAAAAUUCCAGAGAGGCCAUCUAGAUUGCCUAAAACUAUGUGAUAAGAUUUACACUUUUUCAUGUAUAAUGUUGCUAUAUAUAUUUGAAAUUCUAUUUUGAAAACUGUUUACAAGCUUAAGUAUUGUAAAAUGUAUUUUUUUAAUAUGUUUGCAUAUACUUUUCUUCCAAAAAGUAUACGCAAACAAAUUACAACUUCGUAAUGAUGUAACAACUAGGCCGAAACUGUCAUAUAUGUUACAUUCGUUUGAUAUUGUAUAUUUUGACGAAAAAUAAAACCAAUUUAUACAGUAUGGCUGGUGAGACACUAACGACAUUUAAGCAGAGUACACGGUCCGCGAUUCUCAUUCUAAUUGUGUAGUAAAAUUAGGGAUCUAUUCAACAAAUUUUGCUAUAAAUAAAUGAAGUGUGGAAACAUCACCGCUUUUAAGCGCAAGCGCCAACAGGUCCGUGUACCCGCCUUUCCGAUUUCUACGUCCAAGCCCUGCAAUUUGCGUUUAACCGUGUAUCGUUAAGCAAACGUUGUGUAAUUUUGGUUUUGUUCGUCGUAUCAUAAUAUUAUACAAGCUCACAAGUUUUAUUAACUGUACGAUAUAAAAUACGUGCCGUUGAGAAGAGGCCUUACAGUAUGUUUUGAUAUCAGAUCAGGGAUCCUGAUAUCACAAUUAUACAAAACACAAAUCUAAAAAUACUAUUUACGAUUUAGGAACAUAUUUUAUAAAAGAAUGUUACAAAAUUCACUUAUAAAGAAAGUAUAUAAUAUAUGAAUUACUUUAUUACGUAAAUAUUUAAGUGUUUGCUAAGUAAGUAAAAUACUUAAAAAGAGUAGGUAAACACACACGAGGUGAACCAUUAAAAAAAAACAACCAGUUACUUAUAUUUCAAAUUCAUGCCGCGGUCUUAUGAGACUCAAUAGCAUUACGAAUAAAGUAGCGUACUUGCCUUGGUGUCAACCUCGUGCAAUGCGUAAUGACAGUAAUUGUUAGAUAUGAGAAAUCCAUUGAGUCGAUUACAUAAUAUUAUCUCAAUUAUUUAAAAAAAAAUAGGUGGUAUAUAUUGGUAUUCAUUUUUAUUACGAGCCUUGAAAAUAAAGAUAGAUCUAUCUUUCACUAUUUUAAGGGAUUCUGGAAAUUGCCCUUCAUUUAAGCAUGUAUUAAUGUAUGCAUGUCGCGAAGUGGAACUCGUUGAAUUAAGUAUAUGUGAAGAUUUUUUCUUAAUAGCAUGAAUAAAAAUAUAAUUAUAUUAUUUGAAUUAAAUAAAGUUGCUUAGUUACAUUGAUUGUUCUUCCCAAUGCGAGCUUCUUGGAUACUUGGAGCGUAUGCAUGCUUAUUUUCGAUGGAAAUAUAAUAUGGACUUAAGUUCUGUAGGUAAACCCUUAUAAUUACCUAAUAGUCUUAAGAAAACCAAUAAAUGAUAUUUCAAAAA